Molecule: messenger RNA, 672 nt
Organism: Gamsiella multidivaricata
Lineage: Eukaryota; Fungi; Mortierellomycota; Mortierellomycetes; Mortierellales; Mortierellaceae
Product: cupin domain-containing protein
Exons: 3
Coding region: 184-516 (110 amino acids)
Source: RefSeq, a predicted model, not a curated record
CAGUUGAGCACUGCGGAAACUCCGAGAAUUGCGUCUUGCUCUUGUUCGCCUCUUCCCUCUUCUUUGUCCUCGUCUCUAUCUUUGUCUCUGUCUCUGUCUCUGUCAUUGCCUCCCCCUCCUAGAGUUGCACUAUACCCUUCCACUCCCCACACUCUUCCUUCUGUAGUCUAUACCCAUCCAGACAUGAAGAUCACUUCGCUCGACUCACUCCCUGUUGCUUAUGUCUCACAUGACUCGACCGUUGAGAAAAAGGUUCUUCUCAAAAAUGGCGAUGUCCCCCAUGUCACUCAGCUUGCAGUUGCAACAUUGAAACCUGGAGAACAGGCAACCAAGCACCAUCACAAUGAUAUGACAGAGACAUUCCACUUCCAAUCGGGAUGGGGUGAGAUGGAGAUCGAUGACAAAGUCUUGGAAGUCAAGGCAGGCAUAACCGUUACUGUAUUCCCAGGAGAGGCACACGAGAUCAGAAACACGGGCUCGGAAAAUCUGGUGGUGCUCUAUUUCGGUAUUGUGUAGAAAGCUUCGGUCCAUGAAGUCUGAGAUAGCAAUAGCGAUAGCGUCUAUGGCAUGCAUUUUAUCUUUUGCCGCGCACAGCAUGCUAUACAAAUACAUAAUAAAAGAUGGGCAGGGGUGAGGUGCCGUGUCUGUGAACUCACCCCCACUUUCAGGAAC